This is a messenger RNA of Loxodonta africana (African savanna elephant), 14149 nucleotides long. It is a transcript of the gene ELK3, whose product is annotated as ETS transcription factor ELK3. The transcript has 6 exons. Gene Ontology annotation, cellular component: nucleus. Gene Ontology annotation, molecular function: sequence-specific DNA binding; DNA-binding transcription factor activity, RNA polymerase II-specific. The record is from RefSeq and is a predicted model, not a curated record. Bases 544 to 1767 code for a protein of 407 amino acids. NCBI's taxonomy places the organism in Eukaryota, Metazoa, Chordata, Mammalia, Proboscidea, Elephantidae. Gene Ontology annotation, biological process: cell differentiation; regulation of transcription by RNA polymerase II.
UGCGCGGGCCUCGCCUGCCAGCCCCGGCGCACAGCCGCGGCCCGGGCGCGCGGCGCGGGGCGGAAAAGCCUGUUUACACAGACUGCACACCGCCUGGGGAAUAAUGCAGUAAAGGAAGUGAGCCGGCUCGGCCUGACUGCUCCAACUUCCUGCUCUCACACACACCAGAGGGGGAAAAAAAAAAAAAAAAAGAGGAGCGAGAGAAAGAAAAAAAGGGGGAAAAAUCAGGAUCUCAUUACAAGAGCAACAGACCGUCUGCAGACGCCUGUCAGCAUGGAAAGUCGGGGGGUUUCGCCUGGUUCCUCCUAGAAAUUCCCCCGAAGAAGGAUCUUGAAAGCUCCCCCACAUCUGGGAGGGGUUUUGUGCAGCCACUGUCAGCCCGGGGAGCCCUGAACUGCAGAGGGAGACAAGUUACGGCUUUAUUUACUUAGAGGUGCAGCCGCCGAAGAGCUUUUUCAGGGCAGCAUCGUGAAAACUUGGAAGUCUCUCUUGGCCAUUUUGGAUUUCGGACGUACAGGUUUUUUCUUCCCAGUUGUGCGGGGUAUGGAGAGUGCAAUCACACUGUGGCAGUUCCUGUUGCAGUUGCUGCUGGACCAGAAACAUGAGCACUUGAUCUGCUGGACCUCGAACGAUGGUGAAUUCAAGCUCCUCAAAGCAGAAGAAGUGGCCAAACUGUGGGGACUCCGAAAAAACAAAACAAAUAUGAACUACGAUAAACUGAGCAGAGCCCUGCGAUACUAUUAUGACAAGAACAUCAUCAAGAAGGUGAUUGGGCAGAAGUUUGUGUACAAGUUUGUCUCUUUCCCAGAGAUACUGAAGAUGGAUCCACACGCAGUGGAGAUCAGCCGGGAGAGCCUUUUGCUGCAGGACAGAGACUGUAAGGUGCCGCCCGAGGGCCGCGAGGCGCACAAACACAGCCUGUCGGCCCUCAAAAGCACGAGCCGCAAUGAAUAUAUCCACUCAGGCCUGUACUCAUCCUUCACCAUCAACUCCCUACAGAACCCACCAGAUUCUUUCAAGGCAAUCAAGACAGAGAAGCUGGAGGAGCAGCCUGAAGGCAGUCCUCCCGUGGAAGAAGUCAGGACUGUCAUCAGGUUUGUGGCUAAUAAAACCAACAAGCAUGUCACCAGGCCUGUGGUGUCCCUGCCCUCCACGUCCGAGGCCGCAGCUGCAUCUGCCUACCUGGCCUCGUCCGUCUCAGCCAAGAUCUCCUCCUUAAUGUUGCCAAAUGCUGCCAGCGUUUCCUCCGCGUCACCCUCCUCAUCGCGGUCCCCAUCCCUAUCCCCCAACUCACCCCUCCCUUCUGAACACAGAAGCCUCUUCCUGGAGGCCACCUGCCAUGACUCGGAUUCCCUGGAGCCUUUGAACCUGUCAUCGGGCUCCAAGACCAAGUCGCUGUCUCUCCCCCCAAAGGCCAAAAAACCCAAAGGCUUGGAAAUCUCUGCACCCCCACUGGUGCUCUCCGGCACCGACAUUGGAUCCAUCGCCCUUAACAGCCCAGCCUUGCCCUCGGGAUCCCUCACCCCAGCCUUCUUCACUGCACAGACACCAAAUGGAUUGCUUUUGACCCCGAGUCCGCUGCUAUCCAGCAUACAUUUCUGGAGUAGUCUUAGUCCAGUUGCUCCGCUGAGUCCUGCCAGGCUGCAAGGGCCAAACACGCUGUUCCAGUUCCCAACACUGCUGAACGGCCACAUGCCAGUGCCAAUCCCCAGUCUGGACAGAGCUGCUUCUCCAGUCCUGCUUUCUUCCAGCUCUCAGAAAUCCUGAUGACGUCUGGCCGCAAUUAAGGACUCAUUAAGGGAAGAAAGAAAUUUGCCCUCAAGGACUAGUUUACCUAUGUCAUGAGAAGGACAUUGUGAAACCCUCUGUUAAUUUGGUUUGCACUUUUCAUAACAUGGAUAGUCUAGAUUUAUGUUAGCAUUUUUUAAACUUUUUUUUUUAUAUUCAAGUAUAUAUGAAAAUCUGUUUUGCAUUAAAUGAACUUUAAUUUUUUUUUUAAUAUCCUCUUAGCUCUUAAGUGUCGAACACUGUUGACAGUGAAGAACUUUUCUGAAUGGAUUUCAGUGUAACUAACAAGGAUGUGAAGCUUGUUUUCUCUGUAAUUCUGCAUAUGCUGAACUGUGCUUAACAGACACUAUAACCAGCUGUGCCUUCCUCCGCAGUUAGUUUUAUGUAAAUGAUUUAUAUAUUUUUUAGUAUUAAGAGAAUGUUUGAAAGACAAAAAAUUAGUAUCAACUCUCUAGUAGAAUUUCAUUAUUUUUCACAAGUAGGCAAGAUGAAAGCAUAUUCUUAUUACUUUUCCUUUUGUGCUUUCAAUUAUAUAAGAAUUGCCUUAGAACCUCUUUUGGACUGAAAUUUAGUAAAUGUAAUGUCCAACUGAUGUUUUUAUAAGAACAAACUAAGCCAUAUUUAGACAAUAAACAUUCAUGAAAGUAAAUGUUCUAAAGCGCAUUUUUUAAAAAUGAAUUUUGAAAGACUAGCCUCCCAGCUGUUUACAGCAUUUUUUAUACUCCUCCCAAACAAAAACUUGAGAUGGAAAAUCUACAUCAAGUUCACUCUAGCCAUGCUCCAGGACUUUCCUUGGUUAAUGUGUUCUUAUUUAAAAUAACUAGCCCUGCUAUUCCCAGUUUUCCGUAGAGAAUCACAUCCCUUUGAUUUUUUUACUGUGUCAGUAAAGGGGCUAGGUUUUCUCUAAACUCCUGGAACUUAAGAGGCUCCAGACUGGUGAUAAAUACAAGCAAGAAAGGAACAAUUCUGUAACACUGAGUACCUCCAGGUGUAUAGGUAUACCCUGGCUUGUGGAAAUUGAGAGGUAGGACACUUUGCUUUAUGUAUUUAUUACUGAAUUUAUGGUGGAGAUGAAGGAAACCUGAUAAAAGAAACAGAGAACUCUUUAGGAACCUCAUCAUUGUGGAACUGAACUGGCUGAUUAGGUAACAAUUUAUAACACUGUGCAGUAAAUUCUUUUCUGUAGCUUAGAGCACUGAUAAUAGAAACAGAUUUGCUCUUCCUUCAAAAAAUCAGCAGGCACCACUCUAUAGAAGCAUCGUUCUGUACAUGAAGUAGGAAAGUUCUAAUGCAACAUAAGAAAAGUGGAAAGUGCCCAGUGCUUUAAAUUCAAGAUUAAACCAACUAGUUGCCAUUGAGUUGACUCUAACUCCUGGAAACCCCAUGUGUGUCAGAGUAAAACAGUAUUCCACUGGGUUUUCAAGCCUGAUUUUUCAGACGUAGAUCUAUAGGCCUUUCUUCCGAGGCACUUCUGAGUAGAAUCAAAAUUCCAAAGUUUCAGUUAGCGGCUGGGUGUGUUAACCAUCUACACCAACCAGGGAUUCUUAAAUUCAAGAUUAGGUUAAGUAUAAUCCUUAACUACAAGUAGUAGAAACCAAAUUGAAAUGUGGCUAAACAAUUAAUUGAAUUUUCACACUAAAAUUUUGUUAUAAUACAUGCAAAGUUUGAUAUUUUCAACUGGAAACGGGCAUCUGUGGGGGGUGGGGGAUGCUAUGUGACCUUUAUGGCGUGGAAAAAUCCAAACAUUCCAACAUUCAUCUUUGACUAUAAAGCAAUGGGGCUGGUUCCAACAUCCACAGAUAGGCACUACUGUCACCCUCCUCAUAGGCUCAGGAUAAUUCUGUACUAAAAUAAAAGGAGCUGGUCCAUUGCCACUGAGUCAAUUCUGACUCAUAGGAGCUGGUCCAGGGAACUGAUAUUCAGCAAACAAAAUAUGAGAGCUAGAUGGGGCCUUCAAGAAUACUUCCCACCACCUGUUUACAGAUGAGGACAGGUGCAUAGGAGAAAUGGCCACACAGCUAACUAAAAACAGAACAAAGAUUGGUGCUUAGUCUAGUUCUGUUUCUGAUGCCUAACUAUAAAGACUGGCCCGGAACAAUGUAUUAGAUAGAAAAACCAGAGGAAGAUACAGCAUUAAAUUUUUUUUUGUCAGAUAAAUGAACAUGUCUUAAAUGUAAGAUUCUUCUCUAGAAGCUAGAAAGUUAAUGUGUAAAAAUCUCAUUCAAAAAUAUUUUCAGUAUAAUUUUUGAAUGUAAAUGCUGACUGGAAAUAUGCAAAUGACUACAAAUCUGAUUCUUGUUUUUUCUUUCUCUAAAUACUGAUUAAAUGUAUACGCUAGAUACAUUAGAAAUGGAAAAAAUAUCAUUUUGGAUGGAUCAAGAAAUUCACUAUACCACACAGAAAACUGGAGGUAUUGAAUUAUAACCUUGACAAUUUUACCCCAUUCUUUUUUUAAAAAAUAGAAGUCUUUUAGUCAGAAAAUAGGUUCCAAAGAAUAUAUUACUUUUUUUUUUCCUUUUUAUAUGUCUACUUGAUCAGUGUUAAACUGCUAUUGGCUAAAGUUUUAUAAAACUAUAAUCUGAACAUUGGUCUCUUUGUACACCUGUUUUCUAAGCCUGCAAAUCUUCAUUCAUUUUCAUUUAUGUAUCAUUUUUAUUAUGUUAUUUUUGUUCAAUAAAUACAUUGUGAUAAAACGCUUAAGGAAGCUAGUGGGUUGGUUUAUUUCCAUUUAUUUGGGAUGACUCAAAUUCACUUUUCCAUAUGGGGUACAAGCUGGAAAAUAAGUCUUGUCAUCUGGCCUAAAUAUGGCACAUCAAAACAUUAUAGAUAGAUGAUAGAUAGAUAGAUAGGUAGAUAGAUAGAUAGAUAGAUAGAUAGAUAGAUAGAUAGAUAGAUAGAUAGAUAGAUAGAUAGAUAGAUAGAUGAUAGAUUAGAUAAGAUAUAUAAAAAUUUAAGGAAUUAAAUAUAAUUGGGGGGAAGGGAGUGGGUUUGAAAAGUGGUCCCCUGAUCUUUUUAAAUCUUAAGCUUUAUCGGUCACUCAAUAUUGAGAUGGGGGCAAUGAGAAAGGAGGGAAAAACCAAAUUACCAUUUAUUCUUUUAGUCAUGUUGACACAGGAAAAUGUGAUCAGGUAGAUUUGGUUAUAAAGGUUAUUGUUCCUCCCAGUCUCACCAACUCUGCCUGAUCUGGCUGUGGUUUUCAUGGAUGAGCUCAAUGCUCUCUCCAUCGUUAGUUUGAUAUAUACAGAGCGAGAGAGAGAGAGAGAGAGAGAGAGAGAGAGAGUGUGUGUGUGUGUGUGUGUGUGUGUGUGGCGGGGAGAGGAGCAGGGAGAAAUACUGGAUAAAUGGAGGUCCUGAAACAAAAUGCUGACUGUCAGAACUCCUGUGUCAAAAGCUCAUGGGCAAUUCAGAGCAGCAUAUGGUAUGUCACACUUGCAGGUAGUGGUAGGUACUUGCUGAAGAAACAUUUGAGAACCAACUACCUUCCAAGUAUUAUUUGAAAAUGGGGAAUGGAAAUCUGGCCACUGUUCUCAAAAAGCUAAGAAGACAUUUUGUACAUAAGAGUUCAAGUAAAUCAGUUUUAUAAAGUGUCCUUUUGUACCUCAAUAGUCACCGGUAUCUCUCCCUCAUGUCCACACUCUCUUUGGUUAUCUGGGAUAACCAAAUAUUGGCACUGAAGAAUACACUAUGUCCAACUACCCACUCCCAGAUGAGUCAGGCCUCUGAGACCCACUUUUAUUCACUAUUUCAUCACUAAACCCAAAACUCAUUGCCAUCAAGUUGACGCUGACUCAUAGCAACCCAACAGGAGAGAGUAGAAUUGCCACAGCGUUCCUAAGGCUGUAAAUCUUUAUGGACACAGACUGACACAUCAAAUUCCUGGCUGGUGGGUUUGAACUGCUGACCUUUUGGUUAGCAGCUGAGUGCUUAACCACUGUGCCACCAGGGCUCAUUACUUAAUCACUAGGUGACAUAAUUUUAGUUUAUAACAGGAACCAUUUAAAAAACUGCUUAUUAUGUGCACGACAUUGUUCUAUGUAUAUUACAUGGAUUAUUUUAUUCAGUCUUCCUAACAACCCCCCCACGUGUCUUUCAGUUUGUCGUACUGUCAUGACUUCUGUGUUGCCACUGGUAUUUCAAACACCUGCAGGGUCAUUCAUGGCGGACCGGUAUCACCUGAACUUCCAGACUAAGGCAGACCAGAAAGAAGGACUUGGCAGUCUACUUCCAAAACAUUAGCCAGUGAAAACCUUAUGAAUAGCAGCAAAACAUUGUCUGACAUAAUGCCAGAAGAUGAGCCCCUCAGGUUGGAAGGCACUUAAAACACAACUGGGCAAGAGCUGCCUCCUCAAAGUAGAGUCGACCUUAACAACAUGGAUGGAGUCAAGCUUUCAGGACCUUCAUUUGCUCAUGUGGCAUGACUCAAAAUGAGAAGAAACAGCUGCAGACACCCAUUAAUAAGAGGAACGUGGAAUGUAUGAAGUAUGAAUCUAGGAAAAUUGGAAGUCGUCAAAAAUAAAAAGGAACACAUACAGAUUGAUAUUCUAGGCAUUAGUGAGCUGAAAUGGACUGGUAGUGGUAUUAGCCAUUUUGAAUCAGACAAUCAUAUGGUCUACUAUGCCGGAAAAUGACAAAUUAAAGAGGAAUGGCAAUGCAUUCAUCAUCAAAAAGAACAUUUCAAGAUCUAUUCCGAAGUACAAUGCUGUCAGUGAUAGGAUAGUAUCCAUAUGCCUACAAGGAUGACCAGUUAAUGUAACUAUUAUUCAAAUUUACACACUAACAACUAAGGCCAAAGAUGAAGAAACUAAGAUUUUUACCAACUUCUGCAGUCUGAAAUUGAUCAAACAUGCAGUCAAGAUGCACUGAUAAUUAUUUGUGAUUGGAAUGAGAAAGUUGGAAACAAAGAAGCAACGGUAGUUGGAAAAUAUGGCACUGGUGACAGAAACGAUGACGGAGAUCACAUGGUAAAAUUUUGCAAGAUCAAUGACUUCAUUGCAAAUACCAUUUUGCAACAACAUGACCAGCGACUAUACACACGGACCUCAUGGAAUGGAAUUCAGAGGAAUCAGUUCGACUAUAUCUGUGGAAAGAGAUGAUGCAAAAGCUCAGUAUCAUCAGUCAACACAAGGCCAGGAGCCGACUGUGGAAUAGACCAUCAAUUGCUCAUAUGCAAGUUCAAGUUGGAGAUGAAGAAAAUUAGAACAAGUGCACAAGAGCCAAAGUACAACCUUGAGUAUAUCCCACAUGAAUACAGAGACCAUAGAUGUGACACAAUGAACACUAAUGACCAAAGACCAGAUGAGUGGUAGAAUGGCAUCAAGGAUAUCAUACAUGAAGAAAACAAGAGAUCAUUAAAAAGACAGGAAAGAAAAGACUAAACUGGGUGCCAGAAGAUUCAAGCCUCAAGUUGCAAUAUUGAAGGAUUCAAGCUUCAAGUUGCAAUAUUGAAGGAUUCUACAGGCAAAGUAUUAAAUGACGCAGGAAGCAUUGAAAGGAGAUGGAAGGAAGACACUGAGUUUCAAAAUGAAUGGUCGAUAUUCAACCAUUUCAAGAAGCAGCGUAUGAUCAAGAACAGAAGGUACUGAAGGAAGAGGUCCAAGCUGCACUGAAAGCACUGGCGAAAAACAAGUUUCCAGGAACUGAUGGAAUACCAACUGAGAUGUUUCAACAAACAGAUGCAUUGCUGCAAGUGCUUACUUGUCUAUGCCAAGAAAUUUGGAAGGCAGCUACCUGGCCAACUGACUGGAAGAGAUCCAUAUUUGUGCUAAUUCCAAAGAAAGGUGAUCCAACAGAAUGUGGGAAUUAUUGAACAAUAUCAUUAAUGUCACACACAAGUAAAAUUUUGCUGAAGAUCAUUCAAAAACAACUGCAGCAGUACAUCGACAGGGAACUGCCAGAAAUUCAAGCCGGAUUCAGAAGAGGACGUGGAACAAAGGAUAUCGUCACUGAUGUCAGAUGGAUCCUGGCUGAAAGCAGAGAAUAUCAGAAAGAUGUUUACUUGUGUUUUCUGAUGAUGCAAAGGCACUCAACAGUGUGAAUCAUUAACAAAUUAUGGUAACAUUGUGAAGAAUGGGAAUUUCAGAUGUGCUUACCAGGAACCAGUACAAAGACCAAGAGGCAGUCAGUCAUUGGAAGAGAAUAAGGGGCUACUUCUUGGUUUAAAGUCAGGAAAGGUGUACAUCUGGGUUGUAUCCUUUCACCAUACCUAUUCAUUCUGUAUACUGAGCAAGUAAUCUGAGAAGCUGGACUAUAUGAAGAAGAACACAGCAUCAGGAUUGGAGGAAGACUUAUUAACAACCUGCAUUAUGCAGAUAAUACAGCCUUGCUUGCUGAAAGUGAAGAGGACUUGAAGCACUUACUGAUGAAGAUCCAAGACUACAGCCUUCAGUAUGAAUUACACCUCAACAUAAAGAAAAAAAUCCUCACAACUGGACCAAUAAGCAACACCAUGAUAAACGUAGAAAAGAUAAAAGUUGUCAAGGAUUUCAUUUUACUGGGAUCCACAAUCAACAUCCAUGGAAGCAGCAGUCAAGAAAUCAAAGGAGUUGCACUGGGCAGAUCUGCGCAAAAGACCUCCUUAAAAGUGUUAAAAAACAAAGAUGUCACUUUAAGGACUAAAGUGUGCCUGACACAAGCCAUGGUGUUUUCAGUCACUUGUAUGCAUGUGAAAGCUGGACAAUGAAUAAGGAAAACCAAAGAACUGAUGCCUUUGAAUUAUAGUGUUGGCAAAGAAUAUUGAAUAUACUAUGGUCAGCCAGAAGAACAAACAAAUCUGUCCUGGAGGAAGUCCAGCCAGAAUGCUCCUUAGAAGCAAGAACGGUGAGACUUUGUUUCAAGUACUUUGGACAUGUUAUCAGGAGGGAAAGCUACGGUUAAGCACUCGGCUGCUAACCAAAAGGUUGGCAGUUGAAUCCACCAGGUGCUCCUUGGAAACCCUAUGGAGCAGUUCUGCUCUGUCCAAUAGGAUUGCUAUGAGUUGGAAUCUACUUGAUGGCAGUGGGUUUGGGUUUUUUGGGGGGUGGGGGUGUAUCAGGAGGGACCAGUCCCUGGAGAAGGACAUCAUGCUUGAUAACGUAGAUGGUCAGCAAAAAAGAGGAAGACCCUCAACUUCAACAAGAUGGACUGACACAAUGGCUGCAACAAUGGGCUCAAGCAUAACAACGAUUACAAGGAUGGUGCCAGGACUGAAGUUUUCAUUCUGUUGUACAUAGGGUCACUGUGAGUCAGAACCAACUCCACAGCACCUAACAACAACCCAGCAACCCUAUGAGGGAUGUGAUAUUAUAUCCCAUUUUACAGAUGAAGAAAUCGAGGCUCAGGGUGGUCAAAUAACUUCAGGAGAUUAUAGAGCUAGCCAGAUUUCAAACCCAGCACCUUUGAUUCUAGUGGCCAUGAUGACCUCGAAAGAAUUUAAACUAGCAGUAUACAUCUUCACAUCCCAGUGCCGUGGAGUCGAUUCCGACUCAUAGCGACUAUCUUCACAUAGUACAUAUAAAUCUUAAACACAUUUGCUAUUAUUGUUUUCUGGGGAGCAGAUUCUCAAUUGUUGUAGAGCUGGCCCCACUUCGACUCCACAGUAUUGACUUUAUUCCCAGUCCCACUCCCUCCACGGGGGUGUGUGUGUGUUUGUGUGUGUACAGAACUGUUUCAUUAUAGGUUGGUUCUUAAGUUUCUGAAGAGUCACAUAUUUUAGCUGCCUUCUUUUUUCUUUAGGAAGAAAAAGUUGCCUUUUUAUUCACCAAUUUUUGACUCCUGUAUUUGUCUUUGGUUCCUUCAGAAAGAAGGGUCCAAUUUAUAACUGAUAAAAAUUACAUAUCAUUCAGGAUUGCUUUGUGCAUAUAUAUGUCUUUAAUUCAAUCAACAAAUGCAAAGGCAGUUAAAUGACAGGGCACCUAACCCAGUCUGGUAGUAGAUUUAGGGUGCGGACAGUAGGUCAAAGAAGGCUUUCUGGAAGAAAUAAUUGAGACCUGAAGAAUAAAGAAGAGUAGCAAAGAAAAGAGGGAUAGAAGAAAAGAGUGCUCCAGGCAGAAGAAAGAGGAUGCCUCGGUUCAGGUAUGGCAGAAAGCAUUCGAGGAACUCAAAGAUCAGUAUGGUUGCAUUUACUCACACUGAGCAGAAAGCCUGUAGUUCACCAUCACAUGAGAUAGUAAUGUAGAAGCUAGUAGCCCUGUGUCUGUAGCUGUCGAGUCAAUUCCUACUCAUAGUGACCCUAUAGGAGAGUAGAACUUCCCCAUAGAGUUUCCAAAGCUGUAAAUCUUUAAGGAAGCAGGUGGCCUCACAUUUCUACCACAGAGUGAUUGGUGGGAUCAAACUACCAACUUUCUGGUUAGUGGCCGAGUGCUUAACCGUUUGAAUCAUCAGGGCUCCUUAGAAACUAGGAGCAAGAGAGCCUAAUUCUAAAUUCAAAAGGGAAAGGGGACUUCUAGAUCACUGCAAAGCCAUGAAGGGUAGAUAGGCUAAGACUUUGUGAAGAACACAGUGGCAGAACUGGGCUCCAAAAGCAAUCUUUUGCUGAUUUUCACUGUUUCUAGAGAAAAUAGUACAUGCACACCAUCCAGAGAUGAGUUAACAUGACUCAAAACAGCACCACAGCACCCUUUCGUCACCUGGCCACCUCAGCCUCACACAUUCACAGGUAGGGAAGAUGAUGAAGAAGAUGAUGAUGCCUAUGACCUCUUCUGGCUGGAAGAAUGUGGAACCAUCACCAAUACAGCUGGAGAAAUGGCUGAAGUUUUUGUGACAAUGUUUUCACUAGAACUGUUCUAAGAAGAAUUCCAUAGAGUCCUGAGAAAAGUCUGCUGCCCAAAUUCCAAGCCUGUACUCACUACAGUUCCAUGCCUAACCCAGAGCCCACUGGAACCAUCCUCUUCUAAGCACACAAGACUUUUGGUAGAUGCUGAACUUUCCUCACCUGAAAAGUGCUGUGUAUCAUUCAGGUGGUCACGAGCUACUUCUUCACACUCAUCUUUAUGAUCUAUCCCAGGUACCUCUGCAUCACUACAGCAGUAGGUGCUUAGGCAGAAGAAAGUGACAAGAGCGGCCAUCGUGAUUCCUACUCUCCGUCUGUAUGUCUUGCCCUCUCUCUGGCCCCUUCUCACACCACCCUGCUUAACAGAGGGUUAAUUUACAGGCUCUGAACUGAAGUGGUAAUCUCCAGGAGGUGUUGGUUUUUCCCGGUAAGCUCAAUUUUCCCACUUCUAGUGGGGAGACGCCACCAAUGAGAAGUGUUUCCCAUUAUCACAGAUCAAAACUUUUUGUUCCUUUUUUUAAUUAAAGAACCUUUAUAUUCAUUACUUGGUUACACAUUUCUUGUUCUAAUCUUCUAAUAGAAAAUUGGUGACUUCAGUGGUCUUUUCUGGGUCAGCGGUGGACAGUGAUUACCAACUUCAGCUAGGACUUACGGUAGCCAAAAGAAAUUCCUGCCUAUCUAAAGCCAGAAUUCAAGCUUAAUAUUACAAAAUUAUUUCUAGUUUUGGACUGAACAACAGGGGAAAACAUUACCCCUUUCCUUGGGUCUCAAGUAAUGUCUUGAAACCUUUGGAGAUCUCAAGUUUGGACCAUAUGGAAAUGUGCAAAUUCUUUAGCUCAGCAGCCUGCUCAUAAGCUUGUGUUCCCAUUUAACAUUUUGAUAUAGAUUAACUUGUCAAUCAAAAAGAAACGAAUCAUUAUAAGAAACUAGAUUAGAAUACUAAAAAAAAUAAAAUCAUGGACAUUAAAAACAACAAUAAAUUCAAAAAGAUUAUAUUUGGGGGUAAAUCUUUUAAAACCACAUGAUUUGGCCUGAGUCCAUAAGAUAUUAUAACAUGUUGUAAAAAUCGUAGUGCAGGGUGUUUGACCUCGUCUAACAUCACAAGGGGAAGGUGAGGGAAUCAUGAGCAUUGAAAGUCCAAAGCUGAUUCCUAUGAGGUGGAAGUUAGACAUACCUCCCUUCUCCAACCUUUUUACCAAUUUUGACACCACCCGUCUCACCCACUGCACUCUGUGCUUCUCUGGUAGGUUUGACUCAUUGCAAUGGCCAGACAGAACUCAGACAAUACUCACGAUUAUGGGGUUUAUUAAGGAAGUAACAGGUUACAAUUCAGGAUCAGGAACAACUCAGGAUACAGCUCUUCCAGCAGGACAUCUUCUCAGCCAUGCCCGCAGGCAGGCCUCUCUCUCCCUCGGUCUCUCGGCCCGGCCUCUGCCCUGCUUGGGCAAGUGUCACAAAGCUCUUUAGCAUCUCCAGUAAGGGCCUGGGGGCACUCCACUCCACCAGCAAGCCUCCUGCCUGAAGGUGAUCAGCUCUCUCCCUCCAUGGGUUGGCACACUCACUGUAGCCACCUUGCUCCGUGGGUUAGGAAGCCCAUUGUGCUGACUCCUGCUAGUGUCCCGGUUCUGCCAUUGCUGUUUCACUGAUGCUCCUUCUCUGCUGCCACUUCUCACCGUCUCGUGCCAUCUCCAGUGUUAGAGCUCUCUCUGCAGCUUCUGGGUCUAGGAGGUUCUCAGAGCAAGAACCCUGGGUCCAAAGUAUGCGCUCCGCUCCUGGUUUUUCUUCUUGAUGGUAGUGCGGUGCCCCCUUUUCACCACCGCGAUGGCUCAUUUUAAGCCUAGUGGGAUGGCAAAACUGACCAGUCCCUCAUUAGGGUUCCAUAUACCUUAUUUGCACGGUCCCUCCCCUACAAGGGUGUCAUGAACCUUAUGUGCAUUAUUGACAAGCUGUCCAAUUCCCAUGGUGGGCCACAAGCACCUUAUCUGCAUAGUCCCACUGAAUCAUUUAGUGGGAGUUACAAGACCACGGCUAACACGGCUGUAUAAAAGCAAUCCAUCACAUCGCAUAUGUUAACAUGUAGUCUUUCAAACCUAAGCUGCUAAAGCACCAAAUAGAACGCAGCCACUUCUAAACACCUGGAAUGGCACAUUCAAUGUGUGUAAACACCACCAUUUGGAAAGAAACCAAAAAAGGCAUCCUCUCUUACUUUUAUGAAACUUGUCAGCUUAAGAUGAAUCUAACUGUUCAAGGUUCAAAAUUUCUGAGUUUUAAUUCUUUUCACUAUAAGCUUUUCAGGAUCUAAAUGGUGCUCUAGUGUCAAAAAACACUUUUUUGCUUACCAAACUCUUUAAUAAAAUGAAGACACAUCCCUAGGGCAUCUAGGAAGCAGAAUUUUAUAUGACUACUGGAUAUAUGUAAGAAUCAAACUUAUGGAUAACUGUAUGUCAAAUUUGCAACAAAUCAAGUACACACACACAUCUCCUAUGAAAUGAUAAAUCUAACACUUUUUAAUUGAGAGUGCUAUCCUAAAAAAUAAGAGCAGAGAAACAAAACAAAUGGCUAUCACAAAUAAUUAGCUAUCACUAUUGGCACAAUGAGACUUCAUUAUCUUAAAAAUAAGACCCAUAAAAAUAAAUGAUCCCACACUGCACAGCCUUCUUCCCCAAGAAAGAACCGUAACUCAACAAAACCACAUUUUUAACAACAUGAAGAUUCUGUUAUUAUAAAUUUCAAAACAAAAUGGAGGAAUUUCCACAUAAUAUUUAUAACCUGCAAAGUACAAUAUUAAUACAUGUCUGUCAGUUAGAAAUAACAGCAGUUUGUUAGGCUACAGGUUUAACAUAAAACCAAUUUACAAAUGUGAAAAGCAGUAGUGGUCCAAUAUUCACCAUUACACACCAAUCUGUUUCUUCCAGAAAAAUUUUUUUAAAAAAUUAAAAUUUCAGUAUCAUGAAAUAUUAAAAUAACACCCCAAACAUGCCACAAUCACUAUUCACAAAUAAAGUUAAAAUGAAAUAUACAAAGAUUCACUUAAUACUGUUAAAUAACAACAAUAAACUACAAGAUUUCCUGAACAGAAAUGGCAGGACCCCUGAAUGUUUAACAGUGAAUACCAGGGAAAAAAAAUUAAGUUAUGAUUAUUUUCAUGAUAUAUAAGCCAAAAACUUACAUGACCAUUUCAAAAUAUACCAAUGAAGAUUUAUAGUUUGUAAGAUGCACUAAACAAAUAGUCCUUAGUAAGUGAACACAAAUGCUUAAAACACUGCUAGUAACACCAAGGUGUGUUUAUGAUGUUCAAAGAGAUGCACAAUCAAAACUGUAAUAUCGACUAUAUCCGGUAAACAGAUAAUACCUAUAAUUCUCUAGAACAAUCUUCUAAGUUCUCGUUUCUCUCGUUGUAGCUUAUCAUGGCUCAUUUCAAAGACGUAUUACAGCUUUCAGCUGAUUCCAAGUGAAGGUUAUUAAAACAGACAUACAUACCACACACACACACACACACACACACACACACACAGCCCCUAAAUGAAAUAAAUUGUUCCUCAGUGGAAUAUCAUCCUUUCUUAAAAAAAAAAAGAAAUAUAUUUAAAAUAAACAAGAGCAAGACCUUUCAUGUUU